Benincasa hispida (wax gourd) is the source of this 1104-nucleotide messenger RNA. It is a transcript of the gene NPQ4, whose product is annotated as Chlorophyll A-B binding family protein. NCBI's taxonomy places the organism in Eukaryota, Viridiplantae, Streptophyta, Magnoliopsida, Cucurbitales, Cucurbitaceae. The record is from RefSeq and is a predicted model, not a curated record.
UCUCUUCUUCUUUAAAACCCAUCCAUGAAUUAAACAUACACUCUGCUAAAGAAAAAGCUUAGAGCACUUUGCCAUUUUUCAUUUCCCAUUUCCAUGGCGGCUCAAACCAUGUUACUUACUUCUGGUGUGUGCGUCGGCCAUGGCGUGGGUGUUAAGAGAGAAUUAAGGCUUAGACCUAACGCCCAAUUUAGUCGCCUCUUUUUUAAUCCCCUGCCUUCCCACUCUGUUUCUUUGCCGGCGCGUGGAUUCACCACUCUUGCCGUGUUUAAAUCCAGAACCAAAGCGCCGCCCAAGAAGGUUUCGAAGCCGAAGCAGAAGGUUGAAGACGGCAUUUUCGGGACUUCCGGUGGCAUUGGUUUCACUAAGCAGAAUGAACUCUUCGUCGGCCGUGUUGCCAUGAUCGGCUUUGCUGCAUCACUAUUGGGAGAAGCGAUCACCGGAAAGGGAAUUCUCGCACAACUGAACUUGGAAACUGGAGUUCCGAUCUACGAAGCGGAGCCUCUUCUUCUCUUCUUCAUUUUAUUCACUCUUCUCGGAGCCAUCGGAGCCCUAGGAGACCGUGGAAAAUUCAUCGACGAUCCAGAACCCGCCACCGGAUUGGAACGUGCAGUCAUCCCUCCCGGAAAGAACUUCAGAUCGGCGCUAGGUCUCAAAGAAGGAGGUCCGUUGUUCGGAUUCACGAAGGCAAAUGAACUGUUCGUCGGAAGAUUGGCGCAGCUAGGGUUUGCGUUUUCGCUGAUCGGAGAGAUUAUUACAGGAAAAGGAGCGUUGGCGCAGUUGAAUAUCGAGACGGGAGUGCCGAUUAAUGAGAUCGAGCCCCUGGUUUUGUUGAAUGUUGUGUUCUUCUUCAUUGCUGCUGUGAAUCCUGGAACUGGUAAAUUCGUAACCGAUGAAGAAGACGAUGAAUGAAGGAAGAGAUGGAUUAUGCUUUUACUUUUCUCUGUACAUGAACUUAGCAAAUCCGCGUGUUCCUUCUCUUCGGGCUUGUGCUAUUAUAACAACAUGUUUAUUCUGUUUGAGCACCCAAAAAAACAACGAAAUCAUGUGAAGUUUAGGAAAAUAUGAGUCUUUUUUUGCUAUUUAAUAUGCUGUUACUUUUUCUGA